Messenger RNA from Lotus japonicus, 2628 nucleotides. RefSeq names its product solute carrier family 40 member 3, chloroplastic. Lineage: Eukaryota; Viridiplantae; Streptophyta; Magnoliopsida; Fabales; Fabaceae. Gene Ontology annotation, cellular component: membrane. Bases 381 to 2165 code for a protein of 594 amino acids. Gene Ontology annotation, molecular function: iron ion transmembrane transporter activity. The record is from RefSeq and is a predicted model, not a curated record. The transcript has 13 exons. Gene Ontology annotation, biological process: iron ion transmembrane transport.
AACCUUUUAGUUUCACAAAAACAUGGAUAGAAGGCCACACAAACAACACCAGUUGCACUCUCCGCCUUGCGCCCACGCCCACACCACGAAAAUCUAGUCUCACCCACAUUCCGGAACACCUCUGAAUCGCUAAAAGAUAAGAUUUUGCCAAACACCCAGAAAUCCAUUUUUCUUCAAACCUCUUCUCAAUCCAAUAGAACUAGCAAAAGUGCUUUUUUCUUCUGUUUUUGCUUCUGGGGCACACAGUGUUUGUGCCCAGUUGAAAGAGUGUUCCUCAUUCCAAGGGAUGAACGUUGAGGCAAAGGGAAGGGUGAGACGAAAAGGGUCUUCUUCUGCAUGAGUUGGCCAAAAACUUUCUGGUUUUUCUUCAAGCAGCAACUAUGGCUAUUGCUUCGGCCACCCUCUCUUUCCAUUUUUGUAGAUUCUCCAUUCAUCAAGCUCAUUCGUUGUCGUUGCGGAGUUCCACUCGAAUACGCCAUCGCUUCCCUUCUUGUAGAAGGUUGAACCUGAGUUACCCUUCUGCUUCUCAUAGAUUUGCUUGUUUUAGUUCCAAAUGUUCAAUAACAAAUACUGAUGUACAAUUGGACCAUGUCACCACCAAUGAGGAUCAGUGUGAGGGAGUGGUGUCAUCUAUGGUUGAAUCUGAAUGUGCGGUGGUGCCGGUUAAACUCCAACCUGAUAUUAUGGAUACUGAGUCCUUGAACAUACUCUCUGAAGCAACAUUUGUAGAUACUCUCUUGACAGCAUUACCUGUUUUGUCUGAAGAGGAGCAACAUGUCCUUGCUGCUACUCCAGCCCACCCAGCUGGGUUAUAUGCUUUCUAUACUAGUUGUGUAGCUGCAAAUUUUGUGGAGCAGCUUUGGAAUUUUGCUUGGCCUUCUGCCAUUGCUUUGAUUCAUCCAAGCCUUUUGCCUGUUGCUGUGGUGGGUUUCUUCACCAAAGUGGCUAUAAUUGUUGGAGGUCCCUUGGUUGGAAAAGUUAUGGACCAUUUGCCCAGAGUGUCUUCAUAUAAUUUCUUAACUAUCAUUCAGGCAACUGCUCAAUUGCUAUCUGCAAUGAUGAUCAUCCAUGCCCAUUCGGUGCCUCCUACUUCGGUGUCCACUCUGCUUCUGCGUCCAUGGUUUGUAAUAUUGGUUUCAGCCGGGGCUAUUGAUAGGCUAUGUGGUAUAGCUUUAGGAGUUGCAAACGAGCGUGACUGGGUUGUGUUGCUGGCUGGAGUGAAUAGACCGAUUGCACUUGCACAGGCAAAUGCUGUUCUAAAUCGAAUUGAUCUCCUAUGCGAGAUAGCUGGGGCAUUGCUGUUCGGAGUCCUUCUUUCAAAAUUUCAUCCUGUAACCUGCUUGAAAAUUGCUUCUGGCUUAAUGAUGGGGUUACUGCCUGUUUCUAUUGUUUUAACAUGUUUAGCCAACAAGCUUUCCACUGGUGUUCUUGACCGGCCUAAACCAUCACAAACCUGUUGCAGAACAUUCAGUGAAGAUUCUGCACCAGAUGCUGACAGUAUAGUGGUUAAAGGUCUGGAUGCUAUCAAGCUCGGCUGGAAGGAGUAUCUGGGUCAGCCAGUUCUUCCGGCUAGUCUUGCGUGGGUGCUCCUCUACUUCAAUGUUGUUCUUACGCCAGGCAGUUUGAUGACAGCAUAUUUAACCCAGCGUGGCUUGCAUCCAUCUAUUAUUGGAGGAUUCAGUGGAAUGUGUGCUUUUAUGGGUGUUGCAGCAACAUUUGUGUCCUCAACUCUGGUCAAGAAAUUUGGCAUUUUGAAGGCUGGGGCAGUUGGGUUGGUGUUUCAAGCUUUCCUUCUCAGCUUGGCUGUUGCUGUAUAUUGGAGUGGAUCAGUAUCUCUCCAGAGCCCUCUUCUUAUAUUCUUGUUUCUGAUUAUUAUGUCACGGUUGGGACACAUGUCAUAUGAUGUCGUAGCGGCACAGAUUCUCCAAACAGGGAUCCCGUCAUCCAAAGCAAAUCUCAUUGGGACAACAGAGGUUGCUGUCGCAAGUUUAGCAGAGUCUAUAAUGCUUGGUGUUGCCAUAAUUGCAAAUGAUCCUUCUCAUUUUGGAUGUUUGGCAAUGUUGUCUCUUCUAUCAGUGGUUGGCGCAGCAUUGAUGUUCUGCAGAUGGUUGAUGAAUCCCACCGAUGAACAAAGAAGACUUUUUUCUUAUGAUCCUCAGUUUUGAUAUUUUGUUGUUCCAUCAGCUUCCUUAUUGCAAAAACAGUUGGAUGUGGACAAGAACCAAAAAUAUAUUGGAAAUUGUGGUUGAUUAUUGUCCACCAGUUACAGGAGCCUGUGACGUUUUCUUCUCAACAUGGUCAAAGACAUUCAUUGUAUAGUCAAAUAGUUUGUUUUGUUUGCCUUUAACUAUGUAAAUGCUUAUCAAAUUGAAUUUAGCUAGGUUUCUAGGUCCACCACCACGUACAAACAAACGUUUUUUGUAUAGCAUAAAUCAAUUUUUGAAAUUCUUUCCCGGGGUUAGAAAUUUGAAACAGACUUGUUUGCAGUGAUUGUGAUAGGGUUUGAUAAUUCCUAGGGAAAUCACACGGUGAAUGCUGUACACUUCUAUUUUGAUUUGACUUACAGGGUCAGGGAUUCAUUUUAUAAGAAAUUCCAAAAAAGUGAAUAGCCAUAUCUUUUCUGGUUCA